Telopea speciosissima is the source of this 735-nucleotide messenger RNA. RefSeq lists its product as uncharacterized. The record is from RefSeq and is a predicted model, not a curated record. The transcript is spliced from 5 exons. Bases 114 to 677 code for a protein of 187 amino acids. Gene Ontology annotation, biological process: maturation of 5.8S rRNA. Lineage: Eukaryota; Viridiplantae; Streptophyta; Magnoliopsida; Proteales; Proteaceae.
AGCUCCGGAGUACUGACUCCGGACUCCGGACAGGAACCGCUCGGACUUCCCGGAGGGUUCCUCGCUUUGUUCUGUCUCUCUCUCUCUCUCUCAGAAUAAACCCAGAAAGAAGAAUGGCGAAGCGUGAGCUCUCCAGCACCUUGAAAAAUUUGAAGUUUAUGCAAAGGGCAGCUCAGAAAGAGGAGAAACAAAAGAAAGAAGAAGAUGAGGUCAAACCCCACGGCAAUUUCGUCUCGCCUAACACCCACAAGAAAUGCAUAGUCAUAAUGGAAGGGAGUCCCCAUCCAGGGGCAUUAAAAGGUCGGAUGUCAUUUCAAAGUUUUAAUCCUUCUAUCGAUAAACAGAAUGAAGAAGUAGCAACUCCUUGUCAAUCACAACCGUCGUCCACAAGUACUGGCAAUCAAAUCAAUUCUGAUAGAGAGAAUGAAUCCUCGCAUAUCAGAUCAGAAGGCUUAAAUGUAGGUAGACCCGAUAGUGAUUCUGAUGUAGAUCAUAAAAGGAAACAGCCAGAAGUUGACAAUGGAACACAUCCUCCAAAUAAAUCUCAGAGAAAUGUAAGUGAUGGAGGUGAUCGAUGUUCACCAGGUAGCAGUAAAGUCCCUUCCAAGCAACACAAGCGUGAGAAGCUGGACUGGAAUGUUCUAAGACCACCAAAGGCUCAGAGCAAAGGGGUUUAAACAUACUAUGUGAUCAUUUUAAUAGAUGUGCGAUUUGCUCCACCUGCAUCCAGGUUUU